UGAGUUAAUCUUCAAUUUAAACAUAUUUGAUGGCAUUAUUUUUCUGUGAAAUUUAUUAGCCAAUUGCCUCCAACACAUCCUGAUACCAUUUCGAAUACACUGUUCAUCAUCACCUUAAUGCUUUCCACCAGAAAACCAGUCUAACGUUGAAGGUGUUGCUCCUAAAACGCAUUUGCUGAGAAACCCUCAACAAGAAGGAGUCCGUUUCCUUCGCCUUAGGGCAUCCGCACCAAUGCGUUGUUACAGACAUUUUGACAACCCUCACCAUAACGCAGCAACCCCACUGGUGGUUGCGGUUCAGGUGUGGGAAAUAGUAAUCUGCCUCUCGGUGAAUAGUGAGUUAACAAAUUUGGCAACGCGAUAGCAACCGAGCCAAGUGUUGCUAUUUUCAACAAACGUCAAACAUCUGUUGUGGGUUUCAUUCGCCUUGUGUUCGUUUUUGUGAUUUUGCUCCUAAAUAUUAUCCCGGAAGUGAAUAUAUAUCAUUUAUUCACCAAAAAAUGAACGCGACGAAAAGAGGAUCGAAUUGGACCACAUCCGAAGAUGAAGCAUUGUGCCUUGCGUGGCUGAAUACUUCGCAGGCCGCCAGUAUCGGUAUCAAUCAGUGUGCAAAAACACUAUACGCUCGAGUAUUCGAACAUUUUUUCAAUAAUGGCAGUCGAAAUGAAACACAAGCUGGUAUCUAUCAAAUUGGAUUCUGCAUCACGGCAUGGUCGUCACGUUCUCGGAAUCAACGCACAGUACGAACUCAACGGAAAAUUGGUGAUUCGAACCUUGGGUAUUUUCGUUUGUGUAUAUUUCUUUAUUGCCAACGAAUUAAUGUUGAUCUCUGUUGUAGGAAUGAUUGAAUUAGACCAGAGACAAACUGCUGUGUUUUUGCGUGAUAAAGUAUUGGAAACAUUGCGUGUCUAUGAUUUGAAGUUGGAGUAAAUCUUUAGCAUUACGGUGGACAACGGCAACAACAUGGUUGCUGCCUUAAAAAAAAUUAAAUCUUUGCUGAAUGAGUCCAUUGCAGUAUCGACUUUAUUGUUCGAAGAUGAUGAGAACAUACCACAGGAAAGAGACCUCAUUGAAGAGCUUGAGCUAGAGUGGGAUGCACGGAUAUCCCUUGUUCGGUGCGCGGUUCAUUCCUUCCAACUUGCGAUUGCGGAUAUUUUUGAUAAAGCUGAUCCGAAUCUUAAAUGCAUCACGGAAGUAGUACGUCAUCUACGUCAAAUUAAAUAUAAAUCAUUCGUCGAGGUUCAACAACUUGCCCUCCCUCCGCUCUGGUCACCAACACGUUGGGGCGGUAAAUACAAAAUGUUGUCUAGCAUUUUAAAGCAAGAAGCGAAAUUUGUUGAACUGGGAACUCAGUAUUCUGAAAUGUGUUUGGGCAAGGAUGAUUGGAGAUUUAUCAAAGAUUACGUUGAUGCUACCAGGCCGUUAUAUCACUGUACAAAGGUUAUGCAGGCCGAUCAUUAUCCCUUGUCACAAUUCUACAUCGACUGGUUGGUUGCCAUUCAGGAGGUCAGUAUGCUUAAAGGCAAUCCUUUCUCUAAUGCCCUUGUAUCAACAUGCACAAAUCGAUUGGAACGUCUUCGCAACAACAUGGCAUUUAAGGCAUCUUUAUAUUUGGAUCCGAGGUUGAACUUCCUUGACACUACAGUUUUUGAGUCUACUAAUGAGAAAGCAGAAAUUCAGAAUUUUAUUGCAGAUACUUGGUAACGAAUUCGCUCUCUAAGCCCAGUGGUGUCUUCUGAUGAAAAGGAACACACGAAUGCAUUUGACUUUAACGACAAAGUCGAUGAUAUAUUGACCAAAAUGUUUGGUGGGACAUUCAAUACAAGCUCUGACAAUUCUUCAACUUUUUAUAAUCAAAUAAGAGUUUUGGAUACACAGGAUCGUCAGCCCCAUACUUUCAAUGUGUGGAAACACUGGGUAGCUCGUAAAUAUACCCACCCAGAACUACACUCCGUAGCUAUGGUUGUUUUGGAUACACCAUCCAGUCAGGUAUCGGUUGAAAGAGCGUUCAGUGCAUUGGCGAUAAUCCUUUCUGAUCAGAGAACUGGUUUAGGAGCGGAAACCCUUUCUAAUAUUCUUCUAGUCAAAUUGAACAAGGAUCUUUCAGAUAAGGUUAUGUCAGACCUUUACAUCUGGAACGACACAAUCACAGAGAUGAAUUCAAACAACUAGAUUGCAAGACAGGUUUUAUAUUACUAGAUAUAUGUUAAGGGUUAUUAUAUG
Toxorhynchites rutilus septentrionalis is the source of this 2223-nucleotide messenger RNA. RefSeq lists its product as uncharacterized. The record is from RefSeq and is a predicted model, not a curated record. Bases 964 to 1704 code for a protein of 246 amino acids. The transcript has 3 exons. Lineage: Eukaryota; Metazoa; Arthropoda; Insecta; Diptera; Culicidae.